GCGGGUGUCCGUGCGGUACAGUAGCAGCAACCCAGUGACAGGGAGAGUGAAGAUGGGAGCGGCCGGGAGCGGGAGCAGCGAGUCCCGGCUUGUUGUUGUGAAGCAGCGCUGAGAGCUGGGAGGUGGGGGGAAGCAAGCGGAGACAGAGUCCCCUCGACCUGACCGGGGCGGGGGAAGAGAAGAGACGAUGAGGGGGAUGUGACCGCAAAAGAACAACGCAAGCAAUCGGAACCGUUUUUAAACAACAACGAAAAGGAUUUUCUUGUAAAAAAAACCUGACUCAGGGCAAAAGCGGGAUCAACAUCCUUCCCUCGAACUGGUGGAUGAUUUCAAAAGGAGAUUCGGGCAAUUUUGUAAGGAUCAUGCAGGUUGAGUGAAAGAACAGGAGAGACAGAGGAAAACAAGACACUCAGCACCAGCUUGAUGAUGGGCGACGCGACAGAAGCGGCCAGGGAGAUGAAGAAGACCUUCAUUGUCCCUGCCAUCAAAGCUUUUGAUCACUAUGAUUUCUCCAGAGCUAAAAUCGCUUGUAGCCUCUCGUGGCUGGUGGCCAAGGCUUUCGGGACAGAUCAUGUACCAGAGGAACUUAGAGAACCAUUUUACACGGACCAGUACGAACAGGAACACAUUAAGCCACCUGUUGUCAACUUGCUUCUUUCUGCUGAGCUGUACUGUCGUGCUGGGAGCCUGAUCUUGAAGAGUGACGCUGCCAAACCACUGCUGGGUCAUGAUGCAGUUGUACAGGCACUUGCACAGAAAGGUCUUUAUGUCACAGAACAGGAGAAGCUAGUGACUGAGAGAGAUCUUCGCAAGAAGCCUAUUCAAAUGAGUGCCCACCUGGCUAUGAUUGACACCCUGAUGAUGGCGUAUACUGUGGAAAUGAUCAGCAUUGGGAAAGUGGUCUCAUGUGUGCAGCAGUUCACAAACUUCUUCCCAGCUACAGAGCUACCAUAUGACAUUGAAGAUGCCAUUGUCUGCUGGAUAAAUAAGGUCAAUGAACAUUUGAAGGAGAUAGUUGGUCAGGAACAGAAACAAAGGCGACCGCAAGGGGCAGAAACAUCUGGAAGUCAAAGGUCUCCUACCAAAUGGUAUUGGAAACUGGUUCCUGCUCGUUACAGGAAAGAUCAAAUGGUACCUAAACAGCUGCCCUGCAUCUCACCAGUCGAAAAUCUGUUGAAGGACACCACAGAUGGUUGUGCAUUAGCUGCAUUGAUUCAUUUUUACUGUCCCGAUAUUAUCCGAAUGGAAGAUAUCUGUUUGAAAGAGACCAUGUCAUUGGCUGAUGGCCUGUAUAAUCUGCAGUUGAUUCAGGACUUCUGUGAAGGUUAUCUGAACCAGUGCUGCCAUUUUUUACUUGAAGAUAUGCUCUAUGCUUCUUCAUCAAUUAAGAAUAACUACCUAGUAUUUAUGGCAGAGUUGUUCUGGUGGUUUGAAGUGGUGAAGCCCCCCUUUGUGCAGCCUAGACUGCUGCCUCAAGUUGAAGCUGAACCUCUCCACCCAAUAAGGAAUAUCCCUGCUGCUUUCCCAAUUUCAAAUGCUACCAGAAAAAGUUUCACGGAUACUUUUCCCAAUUCUGAUUUUGGAUGCGGCAAAGUGAGUCCAACAUUUUCACCAUCACAGCCACUCCUGCCCCUGCGACAUACUCAGCACCGUCCCCAUUCAUCUGACUCAGGAAUGCGUCGAUCCACAUCCAUGUCUUAUGUAGAGGGAUAUGCAGGAACCUGGCCCGAAAAGAAACCAAGAGCCUUUCCCCAAGCUGUUUCUUUCAAUAUUCCCUUCGAUUCAGACAAUAACAUUGAUGCAUCUGCUACAAAUAACCGGACAAUAAUUAGGUCAAUCAGUAAUGACAGUUUGAUUUCAAACAUCAACAAUACUCCCAAACACAUAGUGAGAAGUGAAUCCUUACAGCCAAUAAAUGGACAAAGCAAUGGAAUAGAAGAAGAACCUCUUUCUAAUCACAGUCAUGAGAAACCAACUAAAGGUUCCACAAGGAGGUCUGGUUCAGCAAAUAGUACUCUGAGGAAACAAUCCAUGCGAGGUAUAGUGUCAAAUGGGCCAAAGGAAAAUAGUUUAGAUAUCCCACCAAGUAUUGAAGAAGCUCUACAGAUAAUUCAUGAUGUAGACAAACUCUGCCCAGAUCUUCAAUCUGAUCCAGUAGCUGAUGGUUUUUUCCUUCAUGUUAACAAUGCCAGUGACAUCCCCGUAAACCCCAAAAUGAAUCAAACAAGCAGCCUAGAUUCCAUUGCAGAGCUUAAAUGUGCUGCAAGCCCUUUGACUGAUAAUACUGAGGUAGACACAGGGAUCCAUGUCCCAUCUGAAGAUAUUCAAGAAACAAUAGAUGAAGACUUUUCCUUUAGAGAUUACACAGUUAGUAUGGAUUCUGAUAUGGAAGACUCUUCUAAACCUCAAGACUCUGAUCUAAGAUGUGAUGAUCAUGAUGAUAUGUUGACUCCAGGCUCAAACUCAUUGAAUGCUGUAUUGCAGGCUGGAAAUUGCAUCUCUCCGGGUUCUGCAAUUAAAAUGACCAGUUUUGCUGAACAAAAAUUCAAAAAGCUGAAUAUCUCGGAUGCCAGAUUGAGCAGUAGUAGCUCCCAAAAGACUACCCCAGAAAGUUCAGAGCUUAACACUCCAGGCAUGGUUUCUAAUAGUCGGAUACCAGAGCUGAGUCCGAGCAGACAAAUGAGAGAUCCUGCUCAGUUGUUGGCAUCUGAAGUGAUUCAGCUUAAAAUGAAAUUAGAAGAAAAGCGACGAGCCAUUGAAGCACAGAAGAAGAGAGUUGAAGCUGCUUUUACAAGACAAAGACAAAAAAUGGGUAGGACAGCAUUUUUGAAUGUUGUGAAAAAGAAAGGUGAUGGGAGCUCUCUGAUCAAUGAAGAACCUGGUGGUGAUCAUGGAGGUAGAUUGAUACAAGAGAGAAAAUUGUUGCAAACAGGGAGCAUUGAGGAAAAAGAUGAAUUAACACCUGAGAUGAUUGCAAUUAAUGGUAAUGCAACAGAUCGUGGUAAAUGGGCUCUUCAGUGCCCCACGUCUGCAGCCCAAUCAGAAAAACAAGUUUCCUGGAAUUUAAGUAGCACUGCUGAAGAGCCUUUAGGAGAUGCAGAUGUCAUUGAGUACAACCGAUUAAUUGAAAAAAUGAAUACAGCUUUGCAUGCACUACAACAGGAGAUGCAACGCUUGGCAAACCAGCAGGAAUUAAUAAUGCAAAUGAGGGAACAACAACAAGCAUGGGUAAUUUCUCCUCCUGAACCUUCGCCGCAAAAGCAAAUCCGAGAAGUUCGAUCAUCUUCAAGGUCAACAGGGUCACUAUCCCCUUCCUUAUCCUCUUCUGGUGAAUCACCUCGCUCUACACAACGAUCUCCCCAGACUUCACACAGAAGGUCCUCCUAUUCUCAUGUUAAAAACUCAAAAUCAAGGCCAAAUGAAUUGAAGAUAACGCCAUUAAACCGUGUCCUUACCGCUCCACGUUCUGUGGACAGCCUUCCUCAUCUUAGAAAGUUCUCUCCCAGCCAGUUCCAGACCAAAUCAUUUCUUUUUCUUGAAGAUGAUACACCUGAUGAUUCCUCAAAAGGAGGGAAUGUGAAAUUAACUCAUGAGGAAAUAGAGCCUGAGAUGGAAGAGAAUAAACAGAUAAAUGAAAAGCCCUUGGAAAUGGAGAAAGUGGACCAUGUGCCACCUGUUGAACCGCAAGAUUCACCAUUGCCCACAGUGUCCACAGAAAAGUCUGCCUCUCUUCUGGAGAGUCCUGUUAAGAAGAAGUAUCCUGUUGACCAAAGCACAAAGGCAAGCUUAAUUGAGGUUUCCCUUUCAGACCUAAAGCUUUCAGAGGAGGAAGUGGAAGUGGAUGAGGCAAACGUUGGUGAUACUGAAAAGGAGCAGUUUGAAGAACAAAAGUUGUGUUGUGGAUUUUUCUUUAAAGAUGAUCAGAAAGCUGAAGAAAUCGCUAUGAAACGUGCGGCCCUCUUGGAAAAACGUAUGAGGCGGGAGAAGGAAAAACAGAUGAGACGACAGCAACUGGAAGCAGAGAUGGAAGAGAAGAAGGAAGAAGCCAGACUCAAAGCUGAAGAAGAACGACAAAAGAAAGAAGAUGAACGAUCGCGUAGAGAAUUCAUUAAACAGGAAUACCUAAGGAAAAAGCAGCUGAAACUAAUGAAAGACAUGGAUAGUGUGAUAAAGCCUCGUCCCACCAGCCUGAAACUAAAAAAGGCUCGUCCAAAGUCUUUCCGAGAAGAUGGAUCAAAUCCAAAUGCCAGGUCAUCAGCAGUGUCCUGUUUAUCUUUGGCAUCAUUGAACACAGCAGAUGCUGACAGUGUACAUUCAGGAAGAAAAACUCCCAGGACAGAAUCAGUUGAUGGAUUUAUGUCACCAAGUUGUUCUGUCAAUCGCAAUGGUGACAAAGACUGGGAGAAUGACUCAACAACUUCCUCAGUGGCUUCUGCAACAGAGUACACAGGGCCAAAGUUAUACAAGGAACCAAGCGCAAAGUCUAACAAGCAUAUAAUUCAGAAUGCAAUCUCACACUGCUGUUUAGCUGGAAAAGUCAAUGAGAAUCAGAAGAAUAAAAUACUCGCGGAAAUGGAGAAUUCCGAAGCCAAUAACUUUUUGAUCCUUUUCCGGGAUGCUGGUUGCCAAUUCCGUUCACUGUAUACCUACAGUCCAGAAACUGAAGAAAUUACUAAAUUGGCAGGAAUAGGGCCGAAAAACAUCGGAAAGAAAAUGAUUGAGGGACUCUACAAGUACAACUCUGACCGAAAGCAGUUUAGUCGCAUUCCUGCCAAAUCAUUAUCUGCCUGUGUGGACGCAAUUAUCAUCCAUGGCUACCUGUGGCAGUACAAAAGACCCAACACGCCCAAAAAGCUCACCCCAACACGGUCGUAGUAAGGAGAGCCUAACAAAAACAUUUAAUGUCAUUUAAACAAUUGCACUUCAUCGUAACUGCCUAAGGAGAAGGGGUUUUCUAGUUGCCGAGAGCAAUUCUUAUGUUUGUAGAUUUGAUAAUGUAUCUAGUAUGUACAACAGUUGAAAACUGGACACCAAACUCUGCUUUCAUUAUGCACAACUGGAAUGUAUUGUGUUAAGAGGCAUUGAAGGAUGUCACUCUUGCAAUUAGAGGUAAAACUAUUAAUUGUGAAGUGAUUUUACCUAGAUCAUGCUUGUAGUUUUCUAUUUGCUAAUUAAUGUGACAUCAAUACCAUAACUCAUUGUUUGGUACACUGGAGCAUCUAAAUGUUACGUACUUAAACUAGCAAGUAAUAUUUUUGCCUUAGUCACAUUUUUCAUGUUUUUACAACUGUCAUAAGAUUCUGUUUAUGCUAUAUUUUAAAGAUUAGGUGUUUUAUAUGCAUUCAACGUUCCACAGUAUUAGCCAUAUCUGCAUAAAGGGGCUGAUGAUGGCUGACUAGUGCAAAAGGGUGCUAUGGUAAAGUGAUUCACUUCAAUUAAAGCUACAGUCCUGGUACCAUUAUUUUCCAGACUAUCUCCUGGAAGCAGGUUUUGUACUAGUACUGUCAGUUAACUCAAAAGAAAUGUUUAGUUCAGUGUUCUAAGCACAGCAUCAUUGGCACGGUUGAGAUGUUUUUAAACCUUUUGGUAAGAAAACUUUAAUCUAUGCUGGCAAUCCUAGUGUUACAGCUGAGUACACUACUGAUGUGUGCAACAUAAACCUCACUAGUAAAUGAUCUUGCCUGUAAUUUCUGCUGUUUGACUUGAUGUUCUCUUAAUAGGUACAGUGUGCCUUCACAUCAAGAAAGAAUAGUGAUAGCAAUAGUGUUGUGUUUGAUGGGUGGAUUUAGAGACCAAAUUCUGACAACAAGUCAGUUGUAGUGAAACUAGACAAUGAAACAAGGACGUUGACUGAAAACAAUUAUGAAGUUGGAAAGGAACAAGAUUUUUAAAGUCAUUUUAAUUCUGUGGUUAGUUUAGUGAUCCAUAUGUGUCUGUUUUGACCAGCAUGAAAUUUAAACAACUAGAAAAGCAAAAUUGACAUUCCAUUUUUUUGAGGAGUCCUUCCAUUUGUGAAUAAAGUGCAAGUUUAUCUUUGUCAAGGUGCAGUGCUCCUGCUUAUUUAAACAUGUUGGAGAAAUAAAGCAGUACUCAGAUGAUUCUACUAUCUUUGGUGUUCCAAUUGAAAUAGAGGCCACAAAUUGAGGUAACUGGGUGGAAAGCAUUCUGAAUUGCGAUCUCACAGCACUGUCUAAAAUAAGUUUUACUUCUAAUAGCCGUUGGUGGGUAUCCUAGAAUGUGAAUUUGGAUAAUCAGCAUUAGGAUGUUUUUUCCUUGUGUUUCUGCUGCACAAUAUGUUUGUCCAUCGUUCAUAAACAUUGAAAAUGCUAAUUUACUUUCAUCUGUUGACUUAGUACAGCAGCUAUCAUCCCUCCGUCUUUGUUUACUCAUCCACCCUGAAAGAAAGUUCAUGCAUUGCACUGUAUCACAAAAUUAUCCCUGGCACAUCCUUAUUGAACCUGAAAAUUUUACUUUCAUUUAGUGAUGCCAUUGAUCUCGUUAUCAAACUGCUUUUUAAGCCUACUGUCUAGAUUUUUAUAAAAUUUGAAAGGUUAUAAAUUCUGGUUUGAAAAACUUUUCCCCCCAUGCUUUUCUAUUUAAGGAUAUGGAGUAAUUUCAUAAGACUUUUGAUAUUUUUAGUUUAAUUUAUUUUGUUUUUAUCAAUAGAUCCAUCUACAGAAUUCAAAAUAUCUGUGCAUUCUUGAACUGACUUAACUCUAACCACUUGCAUUCUCCUCCUUUUCUCCCUUAUCUAUGUUUGUCCCUUCCCUUCUCUCUCUCCCUCUCUCUCUCUCUCUCUGUUCUCUUUGUCUCUCUGUGUCCUCAAACCAGUGGACAUCUUCUAAAUCCUCAUGUUGUUCCUGUACAUAUGUCACUUGUUUUUGGUUGCUCUCAAUGCAUGGAGUCUCUUUCUCCAACAUGAUACUUGUUUUCUUCCUCUUUCCUGUCUCCUGAUACAAACUACUAUAUCCUUGCCAAGCCUCCCCCAUGAUGGCCACUGUUACCCUCACCACUUAGCCCCAUUUCUGUUCCUUGCCUACUCAUGGCAUUAGCUGUGUUUUUCCCUUUCCCAUGUCACUCAUUUUCCACUUCUCCAUGUCCUUCAGUUAUUUCGUGUUAACUGCUUUGCUCCCACUCUUCCUCUUCAGACUGACUCAGAAUUACAAAUGAUGGUCCCAAACAUGAGUUACCUUUGACAAACACAUCUUGUGUUGCUUGCUUUCACUCUUUGUUUCAUGUCAUCACUUUACGUCUUACAAGAUACAUUACAUUCUUGGUUUUCUAAGAUCUUGCAGUUCUGCUUGAACAAGUUUAUGUUCUGUUCACUCUUGCAUGAAAAUGUUAUUCUUUUGUUACACAGGUCUUUCAUGAUUACUGCUGCUGUUCCUGUGCUGUAUACUGCUUGCUUACUUUGUUGCUUUUUCUGUACCAUAGUGGCACAUGUCAAUAUUGCCACUAUGUGCAUAGUCUCAAGUAGAUGGCUUAAAACUGUUGAGCUUUGGAGUACCUGGAAACUGCCGCAUUUGAUCAGCACAUUACAAUUUUUCACAACAUGCACAAUUUUCCUGUUUUUUUUUUCUUUCCUGUUUUGAACCAGUCAUGGUUUCUGCUCUUUGCAUUCCAUUCCUUCAUAUUUUUCAGAGAAGUUGCAGAAUAAUUUCAGCAAAGCAGAACAUUUGAGCCCAUCAAAUCCACAAGAGUAAUCCAGCUAGUUGCAAAUCCCUGCCUGGUCCUGUCACUAAGUGUUUUCUCGCUUCAGUAUUUAGCCAGUUCAUUUUUGAAAACCAUCCUGAAAGCUAUUUUUGAUGCAUGUUCGGGAAGUUUAUUCCAGAUCCUAACCAUUUGCUAUGUUAAAAGGAGGGCUUUUUUGUAUCACUUUUUUUUUUCUUUUGCCAGUCACUUGAGAUCUGUGCCUCUUGGUUGUCAGCCCCUCUAUUGAAGCAAACGGUUUUCCUCUCGGUUCAGUCAAAAGUCUGAAGAUUUGUUGCAGCACCAAAAUUCAUCUCAACCUUCUCUAAUAAAAGCUACACUGCCUCACUAAUGCAUCCAUGUAAUUGAAGUCCCUUAUUGCUGGAACUAACCUCGUAAAUUUUUUCGAUACUGUCCAGGAGCAGGAUAGAAACCACAGCCCUUGUGCUGUUCUUGGCCCCCACCCUGAGCUCAGUCUUUUAUUUUUUAAGAGGUUCAACAGAUCCAGGGAAUUCCAAUGGCUCAGAAUUUGGUACUCCUGGCCAGUUCUUUUCAUUCAGAGUUUUAUCUGAUGUAGUAAUAAGGUCUUUGGCAUAUCUGGUGUAGCGUCAUUCCAGUAAUUUACUAUUGUAAACUAUUCAUUUUAAUUAUUGGAAAGAAAAGCUUUUAAAGUCUUAAGCUUUUUCUGCUUUACUUCCCUUUUUGAAUUUGCUUUUCUUCUGAGUCCUGAUUGUGCAGUUAUUCUAUCACUUAAAAUUCAUAUCAGUAAAAUUGGACAUUGUUUUAAGAAGCUGUUUUAUUCCACUAACUAGGAAACUGAAUGUUAUUAGUUUGAAUGUUGAUAGUUGGUAUAACUGUGUUGGUAGGCCACGGGGUGCUGAGUGGUGCCAAUGCAAGGUACCUGUAACUGUUUUGAAAACUCUUUUUCAUAGAAUCCCUACGGUGUGGAAACAGGCCCUUUGGCCCAACAAGUCCACACCGAUCCUCAGGGCAUCCCACCCAGACCCAACCCCCCAUAACACACCUAAUCUACAUAUCCCUGAACACUCUCUGGGAAAUUUUGCAUGGCCAAUCAACCUAGUUUGCACAUCUGUGGACUGUCAGUUCUUGGG
Stegostoma tigrinum is the source of this 8801-nucleotide messenger RNA. It is a transcript of the gene camsap2a, whose product is annotated as calmodulin regulated spectrin-associated protein family, member 2a. Gene Ontology annotation, biological process: neuron projection development; cytoplasmic microtubule organization; negative regulation of microtubule depolymerization. Gene Ontology annotation, cellular component: microtubule minus-end. The transcript is spliced from 18 exons. Bases 424 to 4875 code for a protein of 1483 amino acids. Gene Ontology annotation, molecular function: spectrin binding; calmodulin binding; microtubule minus-end binding. The record is from RefSeq and is a predicted model, not a curated record. NCBI's taxonomy places the organism in Eukaryota, Metazoa, Chordata, Chondrichthyes, Orectolobiformes, Stegostomatidae.